Bombina bombina (fire-bellied toad) is the source of this 5142-nucleotide messenger RNA. It is a transcript of the gene GSS, whose product is annotated as glutathione synthetase. The transcript is spliced from 13 exons. The record is from RefSeq and is a predicted model, not a curated record. Gene Ontology annotation, cellular component: cytosol. The coding region runs from base 21 to 1547 and encodes 508 amino acids. NCBI's taxonomy places the organism in Eukaryota, Metazoa, Chordata, Amphibia, Anura, Bombinatoridae. Gene Ontology annotation, molecular function: ATP binding; glutathione synthase activity; glutathione binding. Gene Ontology annotation, biological process: glutathione biosynthetic process.
AAGCCUCGUUCGCUUGUUGAAUGAGAGGUCCUACUAGGAAAGCACGCCCAUUCAUACAUAGUGAGAAGCUGGAGAGCCCUGGUAUAAGAUUUAAAGUGCAGGAGUGUGCUCUGCAGUUCACAAUGACCACUGUCUGGAAGGACAUUUACAGCAACAAAGAUCUGCUUACGGAGUUGGAGGCCAUUGCUAUAGAUAAGGCUCUGCUCCAAGGAGUUCUCAUGAGAACCAAAGAUAGGCCAAAUUCUUCUGAAGUGGUGAACUUUGCUCCCUUCACGCUCCUCCCCUCCCCUGUUCCCAGAGCUCUCUUUGAACAAGCCAAGCAGGUCCAGGAAGAUUUUAAUGUCCUCGUAGAUAGAAUCAGCCAAAACCCCUUCUUCUUGGAACAAACCCUCUCUAGCACAAUUAAAGUGGAUGAUUUUAUAGAGCGACUCUUCAGAAUCCAUAGAGAAGUACAGAGUGAAGGAUUAGCGCAGUCUGUAUUUCUAGGCAUCAACCGUUCCGAUUACAUGUUUGACAGCAGAUCAGGUGGGAUCCCGUCUCUGAAACAGAUUGAGAUUAAUACUAUUGCUGCUAGUUUUGGUGGGCUUGCGUCACGGACUCCUGAAGUGCAUCAGCAUGUGCUAAAGGCAUUGGGUAAAACAGAAGAAGCAAGUAAAAUACUAUCUAACAAUCCAUCCUUUGGCAUUGCGCAUGGGAUUGCAAAAGCUUGGGAACUGUAUGGCUCAGAAAGAGCUGUUGUCAUGUUUUUGGUUGAAAAUGUCCAGAGAAACAUCUUUGAUCAUCGUUAUAUUGAAAAUGAGCUUUGGAACAGAAAUAUUCGUGUUAUUAGGAGGCGCUUGAGAGACGUUUAUGAAAAAGGUUCUUUAGAUGGAGGAAAGUGCCUUUAUGUGGAUGGAUAUGAGAUUGCAGUGGCAUACUACAGAACUGGUUAUAUGCCCCAAGAUUAUGAUAAGCAGACUUGGGAGGCUCGACUCUUGAUUGAAAGAUCCAAAGCUGUCAAAUGUCCGGAUAUAGCAACUCAGCUGGUUGGCACAAAGAAAGUCCAGCAGGAACUGAGUCGCCCUCUGACCUUGGAAAAGUUUUUGCCGGAUCGACCAGAAGCUGUAGACAGAAUACGGGCAACUUUUGCAGGCCUGUACUCUUUAGAUCUUGGUGAAGAAGGAGAUCACAGUGUGAAUAUUGCCAUUGCAAAUCCAGAACAAUAUGUGCUUAAACCUCAGAGGGAAGGAGGAGGAAAUAAUAUCUAUGGGGCUGAAAUAAAGGAAAUCCUGGAGAAGUUUAAAGACCGCACUGAACGCACCUCCUAUAUUUUAAUGGACAAGAUCACACCACAGCCUGUGAAGAGCUGCCUUCUGAAAGCAGGUGGACAACUUAAGAUCUCAGAGUGUAUCAGUGAACUUGGCAUAUUUGGAGUCUAUGUGAGGCAUGGUAAAGAGAUGGUUCUCAAUGAACGGGCAGGUCACCUCCUGAGGACAAAAGCCACGGAACACGCGGAUGGUGGUGUGGCAGCGGGGGUUGCGGUACUGGAUAAUCCUUAUCUUGUGUAAUAACCCAUCCAACACAUGGGAUUAAUGUGCAACUCACAUAGUGCCUACCUACCUGUACAGAAAAGAGGAGGAAUAACAUAUUCAAUUUGUUCCAUUUCAUCAAGAAAAGACAGUUUGUUUGUGACAGUUUAGAACGGUAGUCUUCAAACUACAAGAGGCUUAAUCCAACCAAAAACUAAAUAAAAUGGGGAAGUAUUUGCUUGUUAUGGUAUUUUUAAGAUUAAUUUAUGUGUUAUAAAGAACAUUUUAUAUUUUUCAAGAAAAAAAAAAGUCUUUUAAAAUUCAGAUUGUCUAUUGUAUCCUAUAUAGCUUUUCCACAGGGAAAACCUGUAUUACUCAUUUUCAGUGUAGGUGGGGAUAUAGUAGGCAAAAGUAGCUAUUUCAAAUAGCAAAUAAGGGUAAAAGAGCUGUUUGCAAACCUUUAAAUACCCUCCAUUAAGGACCCAUAUUAAAAGGUAGAACAUUUUAGAGUACAACGUCCCUUUAAGAACUUGUAGCAUUCCUUCAUUUAGACAUUGCAGAUUUGAACCACUUAGAAACCCUGUACAAGACAGGUGAUCAGCAUGCUGGUUUCUUUAUGGUGAUUCUCAGGGACACUCUGGAGUGUUGCUGUCUGAGCUGGAGGUUUCCGUCAGAAAUAAGAUGGACGUUGCAAGGAUCUGGUAAUGGCUGCCAGGUAAACCUGCAGGUGGGCUGGGCCCAUCCAUAUUAAUAGAUGACAGGUUGCUCCUUGUGCUCCUUCUUUGUUUGUUAGGCAGUGUUGUAGCCAGGCAUAAUAGUUCUCCUUUUCUUACUAUACACAAAGACCCCAUCCCUGGUGCUGCAGAGACCACAGACUAAGUGCAGCAAAGCAGCAACUACAGAGCUCUGGCCUUAAGGUUUGGGGCUGCAGGGCCUGAGGAUUAGUCAUAGGUCUAAUAGGUCCACCUACCCCCUAUAGGCUGAUCUACUAUGGAUAUGCAGCUAAUAGAUGGGCUGCAGGGACAGUGGUCUGAGGUAGCCAAAUUAUUACCCGUACGUACCUUAGUUCACCAUAUCUCCAUAUCUUUGCUUUUUUAUCUAUUCAUUUUACAGAGGUAGUUGCCUUGUGAUAUCCUUAUGUUUUUUGCAUGAAUUUCAGACGUUUUGAUGCAACCAAACAAAAACAAAUAAUGGUGGAUGAGGAAUAAUAUGCCAGUGUAUAUAGGCUGAUUGUCAACAAAAUGGAAAUUCUGACUGUUCAUUCAUAAUGCAUUCCAUGGUACAGGUCCUGAUUGGUGGGAAAGGACAGUCUCUUUAACUUGGCACCUGAAAAUUGUGAUUGACAGGACAUUUUAAAAUACAUUCUAACUGUUAAAUAAAUACAAAUUCCAGAUUCCCUUAACAAACCCGUUUUUAUUUUAGAAGAAUAUAUUUAAUGUAUAAUUAAAGGGACAUUGAACCCCAACAUUUUCUUUCACGAUUCAGAUAGAGCAUACCAUUUUAAACAACUUUCCAAUUUACUUAUAUUGUCAAAUUUGCUUCAUUCUCUUGGUAUCAGUUGUUGAAGGAGCAGCAGUGCACUACUGGAUGCUAGCUGAACACUUCUGGUGAGCCAAUGACAAGAGGCAUAUGCGUGCAGCCACCAAUCAGCAGCUAGCUCCCAGAAGUGAAUUACUGCUUCAGAGCCUACCUAGGUAUCCCUUUCUACAAACGAUACCAAGAGAACAAAGCAAAUUAGAGUAUUGAAGGAAAUUGGAAAGUGCUUUAUCUAAAUCCUGAAAGUUAUAAUUUUUAUUGUUGGUUUACAUACUGAGGGUGAGUUUACAUUGAAACAGAUAAUUGUUUUCAACAGGCUGAAAGUUGUCAACAGCCAUUGAAAAUGAUGACGUCUUUCAGCUUUUUACAAAGGUGCUGGAUUUUCCUUUUGCUGUUGCCAUAUUACAGUAACUGGGGGUGAUUUUCGGCUCCCAUUGAAUGAGUAAUUGCUUCUAAAUGUUUAUUUUAUUCAGUUCAUGCUCCAGCCAUUAACAACUUUCAGGUAGCAUAAUGCAAAUAUUUACUUCUGUCCCUACUAGGUGUAAAAGAACAGAAUUACCUUUACAACUAGUUUUACAAAAUGGAAUACUUUAAAACAUCUAAAACUCCUAUAUUUAUUACCUAUAAAAUCUUAUGAAUACUUAAGAUGUUAACUCUAAAAUGUUUAUAUAAAAAGUACCUAAAUCAGCUAUGAAUAUAAAAUAUAGUAAAUAUAAAUAUAUAUAUUAAUUCAUAUAUAAAUAUAUAUAAUAAAAAUAUAUAUAUAUGUAUGUAUGUAAUAUUUAAUUCAGAAUAUAUACAAGAUAUUGUUUAAAUUCCUGAAGAAAAAUACAUAAUCAUAAGAGUCUGAUAUACAUGUAAUUUUAAGUUAAUAAAUAUGUUAAAAUCUGCAUGUCUAUUGCAGGUAAGUCGAUCCCAGGUAUAGUAUGUGCAAAACGGACUUUUAUGCCAUUGGGUUAUAGUUGCUAAGCAACAUAUUCCAAGACACUAAUUUUCUUCUAAAAGCUACCAACUUGAUGAACAUUUAAAUGAAAAUGGAGACAGUGGACACACUUCACAAAAUGUAAAUGUUUUACACCAACAGAAUGUAAAAAUGCGUUUCAGCUCCAUUUUAACUUUUACAAUUUACAUUUUCCAUAAUGUCACAUUUACACCUCUUUUGAUAAGCUCUGUGAAUACUGUGACAUUAACAUUGAUUUAUGUUUUGCUGUACACUCUUACAAUCUGGACUAUGAGUAGUUUGAGCUAAAAGUACAUAAUUACAUCUAUUAUUAUGGUUACUUAGUCUAUGUAAUGAAUAUGUCAUUCCGGGACAACUUUUCAUUUCACCCCAAUUUGCUUUAGUAUAAAGCUAAUAAAAAUGUUUUCUAAGUAUUGUGGACAGCGCUGUACUUUCAUUAUGAUUUUAUUUUUGCUGCAUAUACAGUACCAGUACAUGCAACGUCUCUCAUGCUCUGUAUCUCACCCAAAAUGUGCUUAAUUCAAAUUUAGAUAUUAAUUUCAUGAAUUGUAUGGACUGGGACAAACUUUAAUUCAUUUAGACAACUGGGGAGUCUUGUGGAUACUUUUUGCUGGUUGAAAAAAGUGAAUUACAUGCAACUUUUAUAUGAAUAGUAAAAAACUAUGACAUGACCAGCACCAAAUAUAGCAAAGUAUAUUUCACCUUCAACAAAAGAAAAGUUUUUUUUAAAAUUAAGAACCAACUAAGAUGAGGAACCUUACUGUCUAAGAACGUGGACACUACAGAUUUUGUAGAAUACUUUUAUAAGGUCUUAGAUAUAUUUUUUGGCAACACAGUGUUCUUGAUUUUGGUAGCUAGCGCAAAAAUGUAGCAAAAUCGACUGCUGUAAAUUCAUUGUGAAGGUUCAACUCAUCAUUCAACCACAUCUAUAUUGGAAAGCCUCAUGUUAUGUUUAAAGCCAAUCUUUUUUUUCUUUAAAAUGUUUAAAUAACAAAAAAAAUCAGCUUUAUACAAAAUUUGUACAAUAAAUGUAAUCAUAUUAUGACAAAUUAAAAUAAUCUUUAAUAUUGCUGGUUAUCUUUUGAUUAUGUGUAAAAAAAAUGAAAUAAAAACAAUAAAGUAAAAAUCUUUAGCUUA